AUGUAUGCUGCUAGUCCUGUUAACAGCGUACUUCCUCAAAACAUACAACGGCCAAGUGUAGCAACUAGUUUCUUGUAUAAAUUAACAGAAAUAGCAGCUUACACUUCGGCUGUUGCUAGUGAAGCUUAUUAUACUUUGACAUCUAGCAAUGGAAAACUUGAGUUAGAGAUCCCUAUACCGACAAAUAAAACUUAUGGAUCACAAGAACAGAAUACUGACGGAAAUGCGAUGCAAAUUAGUAACGAUAAUUCCGAGUUUAUUAACACACACAAUGUUGAGUCAAACGACAAUGACGCAGUCCAGAAAAAUAAUAAUAACUCAGUCCAGAAAAAUAACAAUAACUCAGUCCAAAAAAACGACAAUAAUGUGACAACCAGUCGAGAAAUAAAUUUUGGUGUUGAUAAAAAAGAUCAAUGUUCGUGGACAACAAACGAUAACGAAGAAGAACCACCGCCACCAUAUGAUAUUUCUUGGUCAAUGCCAACUCAUAACAACGAAGCGGAUCAAACUUUAUCAAUCUCCACUCAUAAUUUAUCAGAUGCGCCUACUCUGUCCUCAUCGCCGAAGAAUAUACAGUCUGAGACUCCACAAACUGUUUCUCCGAUUGAUAUCUCUUCUACAUCGUCAUCUACUCCUGCUAAACGCAAGCAAAUCCGUGUACGUCGUCCUCGACGAUUACCUCGUCGCAAGUCUUCUUCAACUGACAUUUUGGUUCAACCUAAAGAAUCUAAAGAACUUGAUGAUCAAGACGCGUUUAUAUCAAAAAUAAAUGAGAAACUUAUUGAUAUGAUCGCUCGAGGUAAAGCUGCCUUAAAAAGCACUGUCUAUGUUACUGAUGCAGAUGUGAUGCUUGCUGAAGAAAAAGAACGUGAAGAUCGCAUAAUGAAAGAACUUGGCCUUCAAACUCCGAUGAAUCGACGGGGUAGGAGGUUAACUUGCUCUUUUUCUGAUUACGAUUAUUUCGGUGGUUCAAUAUCGGAUUUCAGUAAUUAUUCUGCUCCUGAGUCUUCAUCAUACUGUAAUUAUGGUUACGGUUCAAGUAAUAGCUAUUCAACUCCGAUGAAUCGACGGGGUGGGAGGUUAACUUGCUCUUUUUCUGAUUACGAUUAUUUCGGCGGUUCAAUAUCGGAUUUCAGUAAUUAUUCGGCUUCUGUGUCUUCACCAUACUGUGAUUAUGUACCUGCUUCACCCAAUGCUGGUCUAUAUGGGGUUUAUGUUCCCAAUGUUGGUGGCUACAUACAAAAUACGAAUUUAGAUCAAACGCAAGUCAUUUUGGCCAAAAUGGUUCAAAUAUGGUCAAAAUGUGGGUGGUUAUACUCUGUUGGAUCCCCAUGUCAAAUUCUAAUAAUUAUGGUUUCAAUCUAA
This is a messenger RNA of Dentiscutata erythropus, 1365 nucleotides long. The record is from the annotation of a GenBank genome assembly. NCBI's taxonomy places the organism in Eukaryota, Fungi, Glomeromycota, Glomeromycetes, Diversisporales, Gigasporaceae.